Onthophagus taurus is the source of this 585-nucleotide messenger RNA. Its product is annotated as peflin-like. Lineage: Eukaryota; Metazoa; Arthropoda; Insecta; Coleoptera; Scarabaeidae. Gene Ontology annotation, molecular function: calcium ion binding. The record is from RefSeq and is a predicted model, not a curated record.
AUGUCGAAUCAAACCGUAACCGAUUCAAAUUCCUCAAUAUUAAAUGUAAAACCUUUAGAAACGUUAAAAGAAGUCGAAGAAUGGUUUAAAAAAGUAGACAACAACAACACUGGAUUUUUAACAUUAAAAUCAUUACAAGAAGCCCUAUAUUGGUCGCAAAAUAAAAACUUUUCAAAAAAAGCAUGUAAAUUAAUGAUGAGUCUUUUCGAUGGAGACAGAAACGAAACUAUAAAUUUGGAUGAGUUUAAACGAUUGUGCUCUUACGUAAAUAGAUGGUUACAUGUGUUUAUGAUGUAUGAUUUAAACAACUCCGGGACGAUCGACGCUAAAGAAUUUUCGUAUGCUUUGAUUCAAAUGGGUUAUAAACUAUCGAACCAGUUUGUUGAAUUGGUUAUGAAAGUUUUUGGUGAAAACUCGAAUGAAAUGACUUUGGAUGAAUUUAUUAUGGCAUGUGUUGAAAUCCAGAAAUAUACGGAAGCUUUUAGAGUCCGCGAUCUUGAAUGUAUUGGGACUAUUUCGUUGGAAGACAAAGAAAUAAGAAUAAGAAAUAACGUUGACAAUUUCGAAAUCGAAUUGGAAUUAUAA